UGCCGACAAUUGUGCGAUGGUUAACAACAAUAGUUGAGUGUUCACUUUGAAAGCGUAAACUUCGUACGGUGCGCGAUAGAUAUUCGAGUCCGCUUGCACUUAUAAAUCAAAGAUACACGUAAACAAUAAUAAAUAAAUCUAAAAAUAGAUACAAGUUUGUGUUUUUAAGCGCUCUUAGGCAGUUGAGAGUUUCUGCGCUCAUUUGCACAUAGAAUGCAGUCGCUACUAUAAUCGCUAUUAUCACGUGUAUAAAUGUAAUUCGUAAAUUUGUGAGAUUGCCUUUUGCAUAUACAUGAACUUAAUACAAGCGUACAAGGCGUAAGCUUUAAAACGCUUAAUUUGUAUAUAUGUAUGUAUGAGUGGUUUAAUAUAUGAUAAUUGUUAUUCUCGGAAAAUAACUUAUCUACAUACAUAUACAUAUGCAGCAAAAUAACAAACUUGGAAGAGAUAACCAAUUAAAAUAAGACCAGCUUUUGUGAAAAAUGUUCAACAGUCAAACUAAAACUCGUGUGAUAUUGUAAUUGCUUGAUAAUAUAAACCGAAGUUUAUAAAACUUUCAUUUCAACAUUUUCGUGUAAACAUAAGAGAAAUAUGGAGCGGAAUGAUGCUGUUGAUAAUGUUAACAUGCCUGAACAAGACGAUAACCUGGGCUUGAGUGAUAUAAUUGAUAUACUUAAGACUUUAGAUAACAACAGUCCAGAACUUAAUGAGAGUCCAGCAUUUCUGGAAGUUCAAGCAGUUACAAAUGCAACGUCAGUUUCAUCGUCGGGAUCGUCAUCGCCAACAUUUAAUCAAAAAUCCCAGAAAUCAACAAACAUUUUAAGGCACGAAAAUUCAUACACAACAUCCGAGAAGCCUUACAUACGCAUUGUUGAGCAACCUGCUAAUAAGGCUCUUCGAUUUCGCUAUGAAUGCGAAGGGCGUUCGGCAGGCUCUAUACCCGGCGCUAAUUCGACAACCGAAAAUAAAACAUUUCCCACCAUUGAAAUCGCUGGAUAUAAAGGUGAAGUGACAAUAGUCGUCUCCUGUGUUACAAAAGAUCCCCCGUACAGGCCACAUCCUCAUAAUCUGGUUGGUAAAGAGGGCUGUGAAUAUGGUAUAUGUACAAUGCGUGUAAAAGGUGACCCUCCAAGAGCAGUAUUUAGCAAUUUAGGUGUACAGUGUGUAAGGAAGAAGGAUAUUAAAGCGGCUUUAGAAUUACGCGAAAAUCGCAAUGUCGAUCCAUUCAAAACAAAAUUUGCGCACAAAGAUCAGCCCUCGAGCAUUGAUUUAAAUGUCGUACGUCUUUGUUUUCAAGCAUUUAUACAAUCUGGCCCACGGCAAUACAAAAAAUUGACGCCUGUAGUAUCCGAUCCCGUAUACGAUCGGAAAGCUGUAAACGACCUGGCUAUUAAUCGCUUAUGCAGCUGCUCGGCCAAAAUGAGCGGCGGUGAUGAAAUAAUAAUGCUUUGCGAAAAGGUUCCCAAAGAUAUUAAAAUUAAAUUUUAUGAAUUAAGUAAAGAAGGAACCAUAGUUUGGGAAGAUUAUGCCGUUUUUCAGCACACCGAUAUUCAUAAGCAUACAGCGAUUGCAUUUAAGACGCCACGUUAUCAUAAUACAGAAGCAAUUCAUAGACCUCAAGUUUACAUCCAAUUAGUGCGACCAUCAGAUGGAGCUACUAGCGAGCCUUUACCAUUCGAAUACUAUUCCGACCCAGAUGAAAUCAAGCGUAAGCGUCUUAGGUCAGGUGAUAAUGCUAUGAAUAUACUGCGAAGGGAAUUGCAAAAGCAUGAACAAAUGCGAAAAUUCAAUGAAAUUUCAAGCCCCAAUAUGAAUGCAUGGAAUAUACCGCCAAUACAAGCAACUACGGCACCAAGUGAAAUUUUACCCGAAAUCAAACCUGAAAAUAAUGGUUUAUCAAUGUAUAAUUUUGGACCGCGUCGUAGUCCGUACCCACCAUCACCUCUGUCUCCAAUGAAUCGCAAUACGACGCCGUCACCAAAUCUUAUGAGAACACCCAGUGCUGGCAGUCAAACACAAAUGAGUGACACUUUUAAUCAAGUUUGUGGAAAUCUGCAAACACUAGGCGUCAAGAGUGAACACAAUAAUAAUAAUCAACUACCAAUCCGUUAUGAUGAUAAUUUUUUCAAUGUACAAACGAAUGUUGGUAACGUUACGAACGCGUUAUUUAAUCCGUUCAUGAGUCGAACGAGUGGAGGUAGCAUUACACCGCUAUGGCCAUUGGACAACAAUCAAAAAAUAUCAAAUUCAUCGCAAUUUCAAGUAGUGAAUUUACCGCAAGCUUCGUACGAUUAUCAGCAACAAAAUCAACUUAAUGGCAAUGUACCUGAUAAUGGCCAGCAAACAUUCCCCUUUCAAACUGAAUUGAGUACGCCGGUAACAAAUGAUUUGGAUCCAUUAAAUUCGCUUUUACAAAUCGGGAGCGACCAAUUUCUUAAUCUCAAUUCGGAUGAUUUAAAAUUAUCGAAUGUUUCUAUAUCUACCUGAUAUGUUCGACACUCAACUAACUAAAAUCCCAUUUCGAGGAUAUUUAGUUUGUCUUAGUUCUUCAAUAUAACAUUGAUUCUCAAUUGGAUUGGCAUUUUGUGCCCAUGUAAAUAAAUAUCUUUUAUAGAGUUUAAAAUUCU
This is a messenger RNA of Glossina fuscipes, 2627 nucleotides long. Its product is annotated as embryonic polarity protein dorsal-like. The coding region runs from base 592 to 2487 and encodes 631 amino acids. The record is from RefSeq and is a predicted model, not a curated record. Gene Ontology annotation, biological process: non-canonical NF-kappaB signal transduction; regulation of DNA-templated transcription; cellular response to stress. The transcript has 9 exons. Lineage: Eukaryota; Metazoa; Arthropoda; Insecta; Diptera; Glossinidae. Gene Ontology annotation, cellular component: cytoplasm. Gene Ontology annotation, molecular function: DNA-binding transcription factor activity; DNA binding.